CGUUUAUCCACCGGUGCGUUCUAAAGGAAUCUUUCAGCCAAUCAGAUUACAGCGCGAGCGAGUGUAGCGUCACUAGCUAGCUAACACCUGCAACUGGACGAAGUGUCAUGGCCAUGUCUCUCUGUGACAACACGCUGCUGUGUAACUUCCCCAAGUGUCGGAGCAAGUUGAGCGGCUUCGCCUGGGUCACGGCGUGCUCCCACGUCUUCUGCGACCAGCACGGAUCUAGCGAGUUCAGCCGCUCCCCUGCCAUCUGCCCCGCCUGCUCCUCCGCGCUGUCCGGCAAGCUGGACAUCGUGAGGACAGAGCUGUCCCCGUCUGAGGAGUACAAGGCCAUGGUGUUGGCCGGUUUGCGACCCGACGUGGUUUUGGACAUCUGUGCUCGCGCUCUGGCCUUCUGGAGCUACCAGGUCCAUCAGGAGCACAUGUAUCAAGAAUACAGUCUUUCCCGCGCUGAGGGACAGCUGAAGCAGAUGGACAAGCUCCUGACCCAGCAGAACCAGAGCAGAGAGCUGGAACUCACGUCCAUGAGAGGGGAGAUCACGUCCCUGAAGAAAGUGAUGGAGGAGUACAAGAGGAAGUACAGCGAGGUGUCCGAGAGGCUGAUGGAGAGAAACCGGCAGUACCAGAAACUGCAGGGGCUGUACGACUCCCUGAGGCUGCGUAACAUGGUGGUGGGGGAGAGGGACUCGCAGCCCCAGAGCAGACAUCAAGACUUAAACAACGCAGUGGCGGCGUCUCAGCAGGCGACCCCUCUCAGGAGCCCCCAGCUUUUCUCCCGUCGCCCUGAUGCGCAGAGUCGCUUCUUCUCCUGCCUGGAGGCCGAUGGAGACAAGCCCUUCUUACAGUUCCGCUCCCCAGCCAGAGACCGAGGCCGCUCCUUCGUCAGUAAACCGUGAGACCAGCAGAUUCACCUCCAGCUGUUGCUAAAGCUUCAAUGUUUUUGUUUCUUUAUGAAAAAGUUGAGUUUUGUGUGCAUUUAUGACACAAGUCUCCCAUCUUUAAAUGCUUUUAAAGUUGUUAUAUUUACAGUUGAACAUAUUUGUUCCCAAAGUUUGCUCAAACUUUAGAAAUAUUUAAAAAGUAUCAUAUUUAUAAAGUUUUACUGGUUUAAAAACAGCUGUUUGCUUGUUCUAAUAAACUAAAAAAUGUUUCUGGUAAUUUUAUGUGUAGACUUAAUACUGUAGCACAAACAAGACACUGUAUAUUUAGCUUUGGUGUUUGCACAAAUUCAAAAGAAGAGCCUAAAAAGCUCGUUUUGAAUGUUUUAUGGACAACAUCGGUCCAACAGUUAGCUAAGAAGUAUGCAGCCUUUAUUCAAAGAUCUAUUCAGGUCAAUUUCUCACUGACCAUAACCCAGGAAGCCAUUUAGAAAAACACAACACUACUUUCACUAUUACUAUUUAUGUUUUUGUUACCAUUAUGAUUAAUAUGAAGGAACUGCUGGGGUUUUAGAAAAAAAAAAAAAAACAUAAAACAUGAAAA
Oryzias melastigma (Indian medaka) is the source of this 1485-nucleotide messenger RNA. Its product is annotated as E3 ubiquitin-protein ligase CCNB1IP1. Lineage: Eukaryota; Metazoa; Chordata; Actinopteri; Beloniformes; Adrianichthyidae. Gene Ontology annotation, molecular function: ubiquitin protein ligase activity. Gene Ontology annotation, cellular component: synaptonemal complex. The record is from RefSeq and is a predicted model, not a curated record. The transcript has 4 exons. Gene Ontology annotation, biological process: reciprocal meiotic recombination. Bases 108 to 899 code for a protein of 263 amino acids.